UCGUUGCAUUCAGAGUAGAAUUGAACUCGGCGCGGUCAAGUUUGUUGUGCGCGGUGAUAUUUGCAAUCAAAGAUAACACAGUGUUAUUUAUUUAAUUUAUUUACUGAUAAUUACAAGAUAUGAGCGAGCAAAAGUACUUGAACUUGAACAAUGGCUUGCGGAUGCCUAUUAUUGGUUACGGCACUUGGAUGGCUAGUGAGGAAGAAAUCAACACUGCUGUAAAUGAAGCGCUCAAGGUGGGCUACCGUCAUAUUGAUACGGCACCGGUGUAUUUAAAUGAAAAGGCCAUUGGAAACGUGUUAACCAAGUGGUUUUCUUCGGGAAAAAUAAAGCGAUCCGAUUUAUUCAUCACUACCAAGUUACCACCACCAGGUGCCGACAGACCCGAUCUAGUUGAACUCACAUUGCGAAAAUCGCUUGCGGAUCUACAGCUAGAUUAUGUGGAUUUAUACUUAAUACAUACGCCAAUAACUGUGGUUGUAGACGAGAAAGGUGCAUUUAAGCACUAUGAAGAUGGAACCAUAAUUGUUGAUCCCAGCACGGAUCUUGUAGCUAUUUGGAAGGAAAUGGAGGGUCUGGUCGCAAAAGGCUUAACCAAAUCGAUUGGAAUUUCCAACUUUACUAUAAAGCAAAUCGACAGGAUCCUUCAGAACUGCACCAUCAAGCCAGCAGUCUUGCAGAUCGAAUACCACAUUUAUUUGCAACAACCAGAACUGAUCGAGUUUUGCAAAUCUGCAAAUAUAGCCGUGACCGCCUAUUCGCCACUCGGCUCCAAAGGUGUGGGUACCUUGAAUAAGAGAGCUGGAGUGGAACGUGAAUUACCCGAUUUACUAGAAGUGCCCGUGGUCAAAGAGAUCGCACAAAACCAUAGCAAAAGUGAGGCACAAGUGUUGCUACGCUGGAUUGUGCAAAAAGGUAUAUCGGUUAUACCAAAGAGUACCAAUCCUAAACGCAUGUACGAGAAUAAGAAUAUCUUUGAUUUUAAAUUGAGGGCGGAGGAAAUGGAACAGCUAAACAGUUUGGACGCAAAUAUACGUGUGGUGAAUUUCUCAUUUUUCCCAGGCGUUGAAAAGCAUCCAGAGUUCCCUUUCUAAGUGUUUUGGAUGGUAACGCAUGGUAAACAACAGCCGAUUUACUCUCUUAAUAUGUAUGAAUUAUUGUAAACUGUUUCACACGAAUAGACAGAAUAGACAGACCCUGGGGUGCACACAUAAAAUAGUUUAGAAAUCAACAACAAAAUAAACACAUUAUUAAAUCGCUUCAGCAACUGGCAUUAAA
Bactrocera neohumeralis is the source of this 1278-nucleotide messenger RNA. RefSeq names its product aldo-keto reductase family 1 member A1. The coding region runs from base 120 to 1094 and encodes 324 amino acids. Lineage: Eukaryota; Metazoa; Arthropoda; Insecta; Diptera; Tephritidae. The record is from RefSeq and is a predicted model, not a curated record. Gene Ontology annotation, molecular function: aldose reductase (NADPH) activity. Gene Ontology annotation, cellular component: cytosol. The transcript is spliced from 6 exons.